CACUACGCUGACAAACAACAAAAGACUGGCAACAAGAGUUGAGCUCUGAAAAUCUUCGUAGAAAGUCGCAAAACAACAAAAAAUUAAAUGUGUGGCAAUAGUUUAAUUUAAUUCGAUUUAAAACAUAAAAAAACACAAUUCAAUUUGUAAAAAUUACGUCGUAAGACGUCCGGGCAUCCGCCGAAAGCAUUACUAACAGCUGAAGACUGAUUUGGGUUCGAGCGAACCACUGGGAUUGUGCGUGACGAUUGUUGCUGUAAAUAAAAAGUGACAAAUGGCCGGGUCUGCGCUGCGAAGGCUUAUGGCGGAAUACAAACAAUUGACCCUGGACCCACCGGAAGGAAUAGUGGCUGGCCCUGUAAGUGAAGACAACUUUUUCGAGUGGGAAGCGCUGAUAGCCGGUCCCGAGGGUACUUGCUUUGAAGGUGGCGUAUUUCCAGCGCGUCUUUUAUUUCCGCCAGACUAUCCGCUGAGCCCACCGAAAAUGAAAUUCACCUGUGACAUGUUCCACCCCAACAUUUUUGCCGAUGGUCGAGUUUGCAUAUCAAUAUUACAUGCGCCUGGUGAUGAUCCCAUGGGUUACGAGUUGUCUGCCGAACGGUGGAGCCCAGUGCAAAGCGUGGAAAAAAUUCUACUAAGUGUUGUUUCGAUGUUGGCAGAGCCAAACGCGGAAUCGGGUGCAAACGUAGAUGCAGCUAUUAUGUGGCGUGAACGACGCGAAGAGUUCAACGAAAUUGCCAAACGUUUAGUGCGUAAAACACUCGGUAUACCAUCAUAAAACAGCCAAUAGAAUGACUGCAAUCAAAGCGAUGACGACAUUAAGGACACUGCAACACUACUUCCACAAUAUGAUUUUAAUUCGAACAUCACGACAUAAUGCAAGGAAAUAAUGUUAAUUGCAGUUGCCCGACAUCUCCACACACACACACAACACGCGACUAAAAUCAGUUAACACCAAACGAAAUUUUAGAAAUGGCGUUUGAAAACAGCGACAAAAAGCAUCUAUUUGUUUGAAGCUCCUGAAAUAUUUAUAUAUAUAUACUUAUAUAGUUCUCGCAUCUUGAUUUUUAUAUACAGUUUUCUAUACACUUUCCAACACUAAACUUACACAAAUCCUAAAAUUUUCAAACUAACUUUUACGCACCUUAACUGUACUGUAUUUUUAACUCAGUUGCAUUUUGCAAACGCUCGAGAACUGCUACUAUUUUAUAUGCUACAUACAGUUAUGUACAUAAAAACAAUAGUAAAAAAAAAACAAAUAAGUAUAUAACGAAAUAGAAAAUUUGAAUUAUAUAAAGUAAAAUAUAUAAUUGUUUAGAUUUAACGCAUUAAAACAGUAAGAAAAAUAAAACUUAACGAAAUUAUAGGUAAAUAUGCUCUUUAAUUCAAAUAUUUGCUUUAUGACGCCGAUAGUAUGAUCAACAUUUGUAUAAUAUACUAUACUUAUUCUAAUAGGCUGUACUGUAGAUAAAAAUAUAAAACUUUCAAUUACAAUUAUGCCUACAAUCACUUUUUAGAAAAAUAAAUUUUAACUGCUUUUCGAAAUUAUUUGCAAUAAUUGUUGAAACUCAGCCCAAACACACAGUUUUUUAUGUAUUAAAAAAAAAGUUAUAAAUGUAUAAAGAGAAUUAUUUUUGAGUACCUUAUUUUUAAAUUGAUAUAAGAUAAAUAAAGUCAAGCACAGACAUUCAAUUGCUAUGUUAGUGCGUAAAAAUAUAUAAGCAAAGUAUAUAUUUAAU
Molecule: messenger RNA, 1739 nt
Organism: Zeugodacus cucurbitae (melon fly)
Lineage: Eukaryota; Metazoa; Arthropoda; Insecta; Diptera; Tephritidae
Gene: Ubc7
Product: ubiquitin-conjugating enzyme E2 G2
Exons: 5
Coding region: 275-778 (167 amino acids)
Cellular component (GO): endoplasmic reticulum; cytosol
Source: RefSeq, a predicted model, not a curated record